Apaloderma vittatum (bar-tailed trogon) is the source of this 1265-nucleotide messenger RNA. RefSeq names its product tumor necrosis factor, alpha-induced protein 1 (endothelial) (gene TNFAIP1). Gene Ontology annotation, molecular function: protein binding; ubiquitin-protein transferase activity. Gene Ontology annotation, biological process: proteasome-mediated ubiquitin-dependent protein catabolic process; protein homooligomerization; negative regulation of Rho protein signal transduction. The transcript has 6 exons. Gene Ontology annotation, cellular component: Cul3-RING ubiquitin ligase complex. NCBI's taxonomy places the organism in Eukaryota, Metazoa, Chordata, Aves, Trogoniformes, Trogonidae. The record is from RefSeq and is a predicted model, not a curated record. Bases 74 to 1018 code for a protein of 314 amino acids.
UGACUCCUCACCAAUCACGGCGGAAUCUGUCAAGCCCACACUCUGCAGGGUCGUCAUCUACCUACAGAAGGAGAUGUCGGGGGACACGUGUCUAACCACCACCCUCUGCCCCGUGGCCGGGCCCAAGCCCAAAACCUGCAGCUUCAAAGGGGGCAGCCUCGGCAACAAGUACGUGCGCCUCAACGUCGGGGGCUCUUUGUAUUACACCACGGUGCAGGUGCUGACCAGGCACGACACGAUGCUGAAGGCCAUGUUCAGCGGCAGAAUGGAGGUGCUCACGGACAAGGAAGGCUGGAUCCUUAUAGACCGUUGUGGGAAGCACUUCGGAACAAUUUUAAACUAUCUCCGAGAUGACACGAUUGCACUUCCAAAACAUAGACAGGAGAUCAAAGAAUUGAUGGCAGAAGCCAAAUAUUAUCUCAUUCAGGGCUUGGUGGACAUAUGCCAAGCAGCCUUGCAGGACAAGAAAGACUUGUAUGAACCUGUGUGUAGCAUCCCUAUUAUCACGUCUCCAAAAGAAGAGGAGAGACUGAUAGAAUCAUCAGUGAAACCUGUCGUUAAGCUGCUUUAUAAUAGAAGCAACAAUAAAUACUCCUACACCAGUAACUCAGAUGACAACUUACUGAAGAACAUAGAACUGUUUGACAAACUCUCUCUCCGAUUCAACGGCAGAGUACUCUUCAUUAAGGAUGUUAUAGGGGAUGAAAUCUGCUGCUGGUCUUUCUAUGGACAGGGUCGAAAACUCGCUGAAGUCUGUUGUACCUCUAUAGUGUAUGCUACAGAGAAGAAGCAAACCAAGGUUGAAUUCCCUGAGGCACGAAUUUAUGAGGAAACACUAAAUGUCUUACUGUAUGAAACGCCGCGGGUUCCUGAUAACUCUCUGCUGGAAGCAACAAGCAGGAGCCGAAGCCAGGCAUCUCACAGCGAGGAUGAUGAGUGUUUUGAACUUCGUGAUCGAGUGCGCCGAAUCCACGUGAAGAGAUACAGCACCUAUGAUGACCGUCAGCUCGGCCACUAGCAUCUCAGUCGUGGAGAAACGGUUUGGUGCCAAGCCUGGUAUCGACAUGCUUUGAGGGAGUUCAGGAAGUGGGGAAGGAUCAGUUGGACUCUGUGGAUUGAUCUUCAUUUGGCUUCUUGGCUCCUGAGAGAAACAAACGGGCAUUUGUGCGGACAAAGCAACACUAAAGGCCAGGGGCUCUGAGAAAUGAGACGUUAACUUUGCGCCACGUGCUUUAAACGCAGACUGGCCCCCUCUUCCUGCCACA